UAAUUCUUUUCUUGCAACAUUCUUUUGCCACGAUGGUGUCCUGGGGCCGCCUGAUUCUUCACGCCUUUUCCUUUUCUCCUCUAUCUGAUAAUGGUCUCGCCGCAAUUUACCAAGCAGACAAGGGAUUGUUCGCCACUCCUGUUCCUCAGCCACCCAAGAAUGUCCUAGGCGGAAUCAAUGGUGGAUCAUUUCACGGUCCGGCUUUUGUGUCUAAUGGAAUGCAAUCAUUGCAGAAUGCUCUGGGUGCAAGUCAGCAAAACGGCAACUCUUCUCUUGGAAGUUUUAACGCACCAAUGUUGCCUCCCUUCCUUACUAAUGGCGGCACGCCCCUUCCAUUUGGCUUUCCUUGGGGCCAGUCAACGGCCAAUAACACCAACUAUUACAACACAACUCCCAACACUGGUGUCACUCGUUACUACGACUUUGAAAUCUCCGCUGGUCGGAUUGCACCUGAUGGUGUCUUCAAGGAUGGUAUCCUCGUCAAUGGACAAUUUCCUGGUCCCACCAUAGAGGCCAACUGGGGCGAUAUGAUCUCGGUCACUGUCACAAAUAACCUAGACGAAGGAACAUCAUUGCAUUGGCAUGACUACGAUAUCGAUCUCGGACCCGUGAUCUUGAGCGACUGGUACCACCAAGAUUACUACACUCUCGUCGAGCAAACCAUGUCAAAAGCAUCCGACAAAACUCCUCAACCUGCUUCCAACAACAACUUAAUCAACGGCAAGAUGAACUUUCCAUGCUACAAGGAUGUCAACUGCACCGCCAAUGCUGGUGUUUCCAAGUUCCCCUUCACCUCUGGCAAGAAGCAUAGAUUGCGAUUGAUCAACAUGAGCGCCGAAGCUAUGCAAAAGUUCUCAAUUGACGGCCACAAGAUGACUGUGAUCGCGAAUGACUUUGUUCCUGUUGAGCCUUAUGAGGUCUCUGUGGUCACUCUUGGAGUCGGCCAACGUACCGAUAUCAUUGUUGAAGCUGACGGCGAUCCGACCGACAGCGUCUGGAUGCGCUCAAACAUCAAGUAUUGCUCAUUGACUGACGGCACUGUCGACGAGGCUGUCGCCGCCAUUUACUACGAAAACGCAGACAACACCACAAUCCCCACGUCCAAGUCUUCAGUCACCACGACCCAACUUUCCUACUGUAACAACGACGAUCUUUCUGUCACCAAGCCCUUCUUUCCCAUCACACCUGAUCCCAACCCAUCCACUACCGAAGACUUGAUCAUCGAGUACCGCACCAACGAAACCGACUUCAACCUCUGGUUCGUCAACAACGUCAGCUUCAGAGGUGACUACAACAACCCCAUCCUCCUCGAAGCCAAACUAGGCAACCUCGACUUCCCCGAAGAAAACCACGUCAUGAACUUUGGCUCCAACAAAACCGUCCGUCUGGUGGUCUACAACUACUUUUCCUUCGGAGGCCAUCCCAUGCACAUGCACGGCCACAACAUCUACGUCCUAGCAGAAGGCUUCGGCGAAUGGGACAACACAGUCACCAACCCCUCCAACCCCCAACGCCGCGACACGGUCUGGGUGCAAGCCGCNAAAGACAAAGACACACCCGCCUACAUUGUUCUCCAAAUCGACCAAGACAAUCCCGGCGUUUGGCCUUUCCAUUGCCACAUUGCUUGGCAUGUGUCUGCAGGCUUGUAUGUUAGUAUUUUGGAGAGGCCUGAUGAUAUUCAAAACAUGAAUGUUCCGGGAGUCAUGGCGCAGAGUUGUAGGGAUUGGAGUGCGUUUACUGGGCAGGCUAUUGUGGAUCAGAUUGAUUCUGGGUUG
Messenger RNA from Aureobasidium musti, 1775 nucleotides. The record is from the annotation of a GenBank genome assembly. Lineage: Eukaryota; Fungi; Ascomycota; Dothideomycetes; Dothideales; Saccotheciaceae.